Molecule: messenger RNA, 2259 nt
Organism: Glycine soja
Lineage: Eukaryota; Viridiplantae; Streptophyta; Magnoliopsida; Fabales; Fabaceae
Exons: 2
Coding region: 344-1891 (515 amino acids)
Source: RefSeq, a predicted model, not a curated record
ACAUAACACAAGAAGAGAGAGAAAGAAAGAAUGAAUGAAUAAAUAAUCAUGCACUCUCUUUCUAUUCUUCUUCUUUCUAUCAUAACAUAACUAUGAUAUCAACACCAUAUAAUAAUUAAUAGCAAUAAUUUAGUAAUACUCUCUUCAUUGUCAAUUCCAUCUUCACUUCACUUCACUUCUCUGUUCUGUUGAAUAUUCAAUCAUUCGCAAAACGCAUACUUUUCUCUUCAUUCUCAGCUUUUUUCUUUCAUUUUUAAUUCUCCGUUUUCCAAAUCCAUGAUUGCAUCUCGCCGCUGCGAAACCGUUCCGCCACCGUCGAUUCCCGAUCUCCGGUGACCCGAAAAUGCUCCCUUUCGCGCAUCCGAAUCCCACCAUGGGAAGCCGCAACAACAACAACAACAACGCCACCGCCGAGACGGUUUUCGCCGCCGCCAACGCCAUCGUCGCCGCCGAAUCCAGAGUCCAACCCACCGACGCGCCGAAAAAACGUUGGGGAGGCUGCUGGAGCCAAUAUUGGUGUUUUGGAUCUCGUAAGAGCAGUAAAAGCAGCAAGCGAAUUGGCCAUGCCGUCCUUGUUCCAGAACCUGCUGCUCCAACAGGUCCAGCUGCUGCUGCUACUGCAGCUGCACCAAAUCCUUCAACCGCCAUUGUAAUGCCGUUCAUUGCCCCUCCAUCUUCUCCUGCAUCUUUUCUCCAAUCUGAUCCACCAUCUGGUAUUCAAUCACCACCUGGAUUACUUUCACUCUCUGCUCUUGCGGCCAAUGCUUACUCUUCUGGUGGUCCUGCAACCAUGUUCACCAUUGGUCCAUAUGCCUAUGAGACCCAGUUAGUUUCUCCACCUGUAUUUUCAGCCUUCACAACUGAACCAUCCACUGCUCCAUAUACUCCCCCACCUGAAUCUGUGCAGCAAACGACACCUUCGUCCCCUGACGUUCCAUUUGCUCAAUUGUUGGCAUCUUCACUGGACCGGGCUCGCAAGUGUAAUGGGCAUCAGAAGUUUCCAUUAUACAAUUAUGAAUUUCAUCCUUAUCAACAAUAUCCUGGAAGCCCAGGUGGCCAGCUCAUAUCACCCGGAUCAGCAUUUUCAACUUCUGGCACCUCAACCCCAUUCCCUGAUAGACCCCCUACUCUUGAAUUCCCCAAAGGGGAAACACCAAAGAUCUUGGGUGUUGAACACUUCUCCACCCGAAGAUGGGGUUCUAGACUGGGAUCUGGAUCAUUGACGCCAGACAGUGCAUGGCAAGGUUCAAGACUAGGUUCGGGAUCCUUGACUCCUGAUGGUGUUGGGCUUGCUUCGCGAUUAGGCUCUGGGUGUGUGACACCUGAUGGUCUGGGGCAGGAAUCCAGGUUAGGUUCUGGCUGUUUGACACCUGACAGUGCUGGGCCAACCAAUCAAAACAACAUCUCUGUGCAAAACCAGAUUUCUAAGGAAGCAACUCUUGCAGAUUCAGACAAUGGACAUCCAAGCAAUGCAACAUUGGUUGAUCACAGAGUUUCAUUUGAAUUAACCGGGGAAGAUGUUGCCCGGUGUCUUGCAAAUAAAACUGGGGUAUUGCUUCGAAACAUGUCAGGGUCUUCACAAGGUAUACUGACCAAAGACCCUGUUGACAGAGAAAGGGUGCAAAUAGACACCAAUAGUAGCUGUAACGCGUGUACAGAGAAAACUGACGAUAAGCCUGACAAUCCUGUAGGAAAAGGAGAGCAAUGCCUUCACAAGCAAAAUUCUGUAAAUUCUUCCAAAGAAUUCAAUUUUGACAACAGGAAAGGUGAUGUUUCUGUUACUACUGGCAGUGGCUAUGAGUGGUGGACUAACAGGAAGGUUGCUGGGAAGGAAGGUAGAUCAGCCAACAGCUGGGCUUUCUUCCCAAUGUUACAGUCAGAAAUGAAUUGAGGUUUUAGUGUAUUGCAACAUGACUUAACCUGUAUGGUAUAAAAGCAAAAAGGAUUUUCCAUUUCUCUGCAGAACCUUUAGUAUACUGAAAUGUAUAUUUGAAUAUUUGAAGACCUUAUCUUGAAUGCUGCUGUUCAUCAUAUACCUUUGAGGAAAUUGUAGUAAAUUGAUGAUUGGAUAAGACUCAGAUGAACCAACAGUUGUUAUAUUCCUUGAGGACCUAAAGUAGAAUGCAAGGGGAGCAUAGUGGUAGUAGGUAGGGACCAAUAGUGGGUUAUAUUAUAUUUAUAUAAUUGUGAAACAUUACUUCUUGCAUUUCAUCCUUUCAAAUAUACAGAAAUAGCAAAGUACAGGUAUUUCGUGUUGUG